Messenger RNA from Egretta garzetta (little egret), 5471 nucleotides. RefSeq names its product glycerol-3-phosphate dehydrogenase, mitochondrial. NCBI's taxonomy places the organism in Eukaryota, Metazoa, Chordata, Aves, Pelecaniformes, Ardeidae. Gene Ontology annotation, cellular component: mitochondrion; glycerol-3-phosphate dehydrogenase (FAD) complex. Gene Ontology annotation, biological process: glycerol-3-phosphate metabolic process. The coding region runs from base 109 to 1395 and encodes 428 amino acids. Gene Ontology annotation, molecular function: glycerol-3-phosphate dehydrogenase (quinone) activity; calcium ion binding. The record is from RefSeq and is a predicted model, not a curated record. The transcript is spliced from 11 exons.
CGCGUGUGCGGGGUGCGCUGCAGGGACGUCCUCUCAGGGCAGGAAUUUGAUGUCAAAGCCAAAUGUGUUAUCAAUGCUACGGGACCUUUCACAGACUCUGUGCGCAAAAUGGAUGAUCAGGAAGUACCAAACAUCUGUCAGCCAAGCGCCGGCGUGCAUAUUGUGAUGCCUGGCUAUUACAGCCCUGAUAACAUGGGGCUGCUUGACCCAGCCACCAGCGACGGUAGAGUGAUUUUCUUCCUGCCGUGGGAGAAGAUGACGAUCGCAGGGACCACAGACAGCCCGACUGAUGUUACUUCCCAUCCAAUACCAACAGAAGAAGAUAUAAACUUCAUUUUGAAUGAAGUGCGCAACUACCUUAGCGUUGAUGUCGAAGUGAGAAGAGGAGACGUGUUGGCAGCAUGGAGUGGCAUUCGUCCUCUGGUCACAGACCCCAACUCCAAAGACACGCAGUCGAUAUCCCGGAAUCACGUUGUUACCAUUAGCGACAGUGGCCUUGUCACGAUAGCAGGUGGGAAGUGGACAACCUACCGUGCCAUGGCGCAGGACACCAUCGAUGCAGCUAUUCAGGCGCAUGAUCUGAAGGCAGGUUCCAGUAAGACCAUUGGACUGCAGCUGCAAGGGGCUGAGGACUGGAGUCCCACUCUCUACAUUAGGUUGGUCCAAGACUAUGGACUUGAAAGUGAGGUGGCUCAGCAUCUGGCUUCAACAUAUGGUGAUAAGGCUUUUGAGGUGGCCAAAAUAGCCCAAGUUACGGGAAAGAGAUGGCCUAUUGUUGGAAAACGUCUUGUGUCUGAAUUUCCUUAUAUCGAGGCUGAGGUUGUCUAUGGUGUUAAGGAGUACGCCCGCACGGCAGUGGAUAUGAUUUCCCGACGCACUCGCUUGGCCUUUCUGAACGUGCAGGCUGCAGAGGAAGCCCUGCCAAGGAUCGUAGAUAUAAUGGGGAAAGAACUCAACUGGAGUGAGCAGAAAAAAAAGGAAGAACUUGAAGCUGCUAAAAAAUUUCUCUAUUAUGAAAUGGGCUACAAAGUAAAAUCAGAUCAAUUAACAGACAGCUCUGAAAUCAGUCUAAUGCCUUCAGAUAUUGAAAGGUACAAGAAGCGAUUCCACAUGUUUGACAAGGACAAGAAAGGGUUUAUUACUAUACUGGAUGUGCAGCGUGUCUUGGAGAGCAUCAGUGUGCAAAUUGCCGAAAAUACACUUCACGAUAUUCUCAAUGAAGUGGAUCUGAACAAAAACGGACAGGUUGAGCUCAAUGAGUUUUUGCAGCUCAUGAGCGCUAUCCAGAAGGGCCACGUCUCCGGAAGCCGGCUGGCUGUGCUGAUGAAGACUGCCGAGGAGAACCUGCGUCAGAGGGUGGUGAUCCCGGUGGACCGGAGCGGUGGCGGACUGUGAGGUCAAACACGGCGCCUGCUCGCAGCCACGGCACACGGAGACGCGUAGCUGCGGGCGCCUGCUGAAAAACAUUCCAGUGCUUCUGGUUGCCCUUGCUUGUUCAAGAUGACCGGUACCUGUCUAUCGGUGUAGCUCUUACAAAAACGCGUUGGUGCAAUUGUUUUCAUUAUUAAUGGUUUUCUGUACAGCUCUUAAUACUCCCGUAUGUGGCCUUUUGGAUUGGGUAUUCUUCAGACAUAGGAGUUCAUUAACAAGAGUUCCGGAGUACGGUCUAGAAAGGCUUGGGUGCACACACAAGCACACGUGCACGUACUGCCUUGUUCGUUAACUUUUAUACCGCCUCUACCUUUAAAGAAAACGAUUCUGGGAAAGUGAGUCCUGCCUUUAAACGCCUUGCAUGGAGUUUUGCAGGGAUGCCUUUAGUAUGCAAAGGCUGCUGAUGUGUCCUCUUCAACAAAAGAGCAACCUGGUGUUCUGGAUUGGAGAUAGCAUGGCAAAAGGAACAAAACCAACGCUUCCUGCGGUGGUGGUUACGGUGAAGAACCAUCGUGAGCCUUCCGUAGGUGGCUGGUUUUGCUCUUUCGAGUGCUCUGUUCUUUCAGUGGUGCCAAUACUUGGCCAGACAAAAUUAUCAGCCGUAUGAAGCUGGAAAAACUGCAAGACAUCUUGAUUAAUCCCCCAAGCUAAUAAUUCGGCUAAAAGCUAGGGGACAGCUUUCCUCUCUCCCCUGUUAAUAAAAAUAAGCGUCCCUUAAUGAAUUGCAUUGUCUAGCAGGUGGUGUUCUAUGCCAUGAAGCGCUUCACGCUGCUGCUGGUUUUGGACAAACACCGAUGAUGCGUAGAAUAUGGCAGGUUCUGAUAGCGUUACAGUCUUAAUUGUUUAUUUAUUUAAAAAUGCUCAAACACAAAGUGAAACAAUGAAAUUUGUUUUGCAUUCCACUAACUUUUAUAGAAAAGUGAAAGGGCUAUUUUUCAGCAGAUUAAUUAAAAAAAAAAAAAAAUAGGACCACUCACUUGAGCUGUUUUCAACACUGUUGUAUCUGGCUGUUUGCCUUGGUUCAAGAUCAGGUGGAAGAUUUCUGCCUCGUGUGGAAUGAGGAAGGGAGAACCGUAAGGACAGUUUAUUGAUUAACUGGUCGUUCUGUGAUGUUCCUCGAGUAUAAAUACCGAUUUGCAACUCAAAACAAGCCUCUGCUCCAAGGCAUCGGAAUUUCUACUUGUGUAAAAUCCGAUGUAUUUUAACUGGUGUGACCACUUUCACUAACGGAAAAUAACAGUGCCGGGAUGAACAGCAAAGGUUACUUUGGUAUUCUGAAAGGGGAAAUGAUUGCAUACACGACAUGGAGAUGCUGGGGGGUGUCAGUAUGUAGCAUGGUAAGUACAGAUGUUGUGUCUGGCUGGAGAGGCAGAGUCCUUUUUAAAAAAAAAAAAAUAAAUAAAAAUUCAGGUGUUUAAAAAUAAGAGGUUAAAAAAAAAAAAAAGGAGAAGCCUCACUUAAAAUUCCGUAAGUGGUUAUAUUUCUGUCAGUCCAAACAACUCGUAAGAUCUGGGGGGGAAGGAGACACUCGGGCAAAAUGCCUUUCAGAUGGUUUUUGCAUGUUAAAUUUUUUUUUUUUUUUUUUUGACGCUGCCUUGUACUAAAAUGCAGAUAUUAUUAUGGAGCAAUGGCUUUUUUGCUUGGAGCCCCGUGCCAGCAAGGCACAGCCUGUGUGAAUGAGGAGUUACCGCGUUUGGCAAUGCAAGAAUUCUUUUAUGAACAAAGGGGUUUGUUCCUGUGGUCCUGUAAACUUUUCUUUUUGAGAUACGUGCCGGCAUAUGCGGGCAAGGCACGCGGUGUUCGACACAGCUGCGCGUCUCCAAAAGCCUGUUCAGAUAAGAGCAGGGGAACAGAUUUUACGCGCCCUGCAGAACUGGAGGGAAAUGAACGUACAAUGCACAGGUUAUUCCGGUUCAGUGAGCAAGGUAAGGAGGGACAGGGUUUAGGAGUCGACUGUUAACACUAAUUAAAGAAAAAAAAAAAAAAGUAAAAGUAAUGAGACCUUUUCCAGGCCACAUAAAGAAAAAUAUUUACAAUACUUAACAUCUUUUGUAUGGUUUAAAGAACGAUUUGCCUCCACUCCUCUAUAAAUGCACUGUUCAGAAUUGAUAACACAAGUUUACCUGUAAAGCCAGGCUUUUCUGCUUUGUACCCAAAGCACACGGCGCUCUCUCCUCUUGUUUUGGUGAUACUGCCUACGGAACGUGACUUUGGGACUUUCCUGGCUCUGUGUGUGUCCUCCGGUGUGAAUUUGCUUUGCAUCUUAGGCACUUCACUGUCACGCUUCUCUGCUCUUUUGUAUGGCGCAGCAAGACCCCGGGUGACUUCCUUGCGUAACGAGAGGAUUGCAUGGAUUCCGUACAGCACCCGACUCUAUCCAGGGAGAAAAUCGACAAGUAUUUAUUUACCCCCCACACUCGCUUUCAGGAAUGUUGGCUUUGCUGUUUGGUGGGGGGGUCGGUUGGUUUUUUGCUUUUGUUGUUUUGGUUUGUUUUUUUUUUUUUUAUGUGAAUGUACUGUAGAAAGAGUUGUAAAAUGUCACUGUCUUGCAUUGUUGGAUCUUGGGUGAAAAAACAGUAAUGUGAUUUAUUUUUAGCUUUUUUUUUUUUUUUCUUUGAGGUGGGAGUUGGAUUUCUGGAGGGGGGGGUUAUUUUGUGUUUUAAAAAAACUGCACGCCUGGGGGGAGGGCGUGCGGGUACGUGCGGCGUGUUUGUGUGUGUAAAUACCUGCGUGUGCCCACACACACGCGCCCUGCAUGCUUUGCAUGUGGCACUUGGACGUUCGGUUCGGUGACUGUUCUAGGCUGAACUGUUAAAUACUGUGUUUGAGGCUGGGUUGUCAUUUUUACAACUGUCUCGGUGUUUUACUGCCAUUAUUUAUUACUUUUGAUACACGGAAUGAGCCGCAUGCAUUUAUAGAGCAAUAAGAGGAUGUAUUUAAUGUGCCUUGUUUUUAACUGAGUAGGAACUGAAAGCAUGAAUCAAUAAAACUGAUUAAAAACGGUCCCUUCACCGGCAGUUUGUUACGGCAGUGACAAAAACAACUUUGAUCAGCCUUGAAAAAGUUUAUUUUCAAAGGAAAAACGUUCAGGGGGAUGCUGCUUGGUAAACACGGCAUAAUUUUGUCCACGCUUUCCCAUUUUAGCUCAGAAUUUAGCACUUCGUAGUUUAAAAGUGAAAAUUGGGCGUUAAUACAGCACUUAGCAUUCCCGGGCUGUAGGAGCUGUGUGCGCCCGCCGAUGACACGCAGGGUGAGGUAUUCUGCACUGCCAGCUCAUACUAAAAUUACAGCCGGCCAACUGGCCGGGGUCUCACGCGGGGGAAAAAUGCCAGUCGCAAGCGUUCCUUUGCACACUGAUGAAUUUCAUCAUAACUAAAAUCAAUAGAAAUGAAUGGAGGAGAUCUCAUAAUCCAUUUUGAUCAUUUUACAUGUCAACUUAGUCCGGGGUUGCCAUGUGUUGAUAAAUGUCCUGACAGAAAAAAUGCUAUAUAUUUUCAUUGUCAGUAAAUCAGUAAAGCCGUUAUCAGUUUUAACGCAAUUUUUAUAAUCUCCAUAUUAUUUUAUAGGUUUUAAUUUACACUUGUAAUAGGGAUAUUCCGCAACCGUGAUGUAGCUGUGCUGAGUACAGGGGUUGUGGACGUGCAGCCAGAAGAGCUCCCCUCCACGCGUGUGUCCCCGAAAUAAAAAGGACCGAGACCUCCCGAGUGUAAUUACAAAGAUGAUGAGUUUUAUCUAAUCUGUGGUGGGUAAGUCAUGUGUCGGGAAACUUUUGCUACGAUCAUCCUUGUCCCAAAUAUUCUGCAGCACUAAAACUGCCUCGGGUCGUGAUCCUGAAUUCGCUCCUCAACGCGAAACUGAAGCGAAUGGGAGUUUUUCUGGAAGAGUGUUUUGGGGGUGGGUUCCCUCGCCCUGCGCGACGUCUCCCCUGAUCAGCCACAAAUUCAGCUUUGUUGCGACUUCUGCUCACUGCAGCCCGGUGUAGAAAUAUGAUUCGGCAUAUCAUAGCAGCAUUAAUAUUUCAGCGUUGAUGCCUGAGCUGG